Molecule: messenger RNA, 560 nt
Organism: Lolium rigidum
Lineage: Eukaryota; Viridiplantae; Streptophyta; Magnoliopsida; Poales; Poaceae
Exons: 1
Coding region: 67-294 (75 amino acids)
Source: RefSeq, a predicted model, not a curated record
CAUCCACAAGCGCAAGAGAAACAAGAAACUACUACUACGUGUAAGGAGGUGUAAGGUCCAUUCGCGAUGGAGAACUUCCGGGAUCAGGAGCAGCGGCAGGCGGCGGCGAGGGUGGUGCACAGCCAGGUGAGGAAGAUCAAGGAGGAGGAGGGCGACAAGGUCAAGGUGCACGAGACGUACCAGCCCCACGUCGCCGAGAUGCGGCUCGUCCUCCGGGACCUCGGCCGCCACCGCUCCCGCUCGCCGCUCGGCAGGGCCGCCCGCCCCGCCAUCUCCAUCGGCGGCGACUCCUAGGGAGGAGGAGGACGCGUGUCGUCUCCUCUCCUCUCCGUCCUCCCUCGUCGUGUAUUUAGGAUUUUGCUUUUCUUUGGUUACCUUUGUCCUCUCGGAUGGAUGGAUUUUGUUAUCCCCAUCUUGAUGAUCCUGUAAAUACUUGUGUCUAAGUUGUUGUCACCCUCUUCCUUUCUCAGUUUAUUAGGUGCAGGAUAGGUAUUAUAGAUCAUACUGCCUUUUUGUUCCUUCCCAAAACAGAUCCUGAAUAUAUAGAGCUUUACAUUACA